AUGAAAAACCAGUUCACAAUCUACUGUAUUAGUGAUACUCAUCAACGUCAUCGUGAAUUAACCGAAAAACUAUCCAGCAUUGUCAACGGCGACAUUCUACUUCAUGCUGGCGAUUUCACAAAUUAUGGUGGUACAUUUCGAUCGCAAGGUGGUGGAAUUGAUGAUUUUAAUAUGUGGCUAGGCUCGUUACCAUUUAAACACAAACUAUUAAUAUUCGGUAAUCAUGAAAGAGUAUUAAUUGACGAUGACGAUUUAGAAAGAGUGAAAUAA
Molecule: messenger RNA, 270 nt
Organism: Didymodactylos carnosus
Lineage: Eukaryota; Metazoa; Rotifera; Eurotatoria; Philodinida; Philodinidae
Source: the annotation of a GenBank genome assembly